CCGACUAAUUUUAACACUACGUUACAUUUUAAGUGCGCAUUUUCGCUUUAGGUUUGGAUAAAAGUCGCUCAUAAAUCGGAGAAUAGAUGCGUUAUUAAUGUUUAAAACGUCGUAGUAACCACCCCCUCGGAGAAGCGCAUUCAACAUUUCCUCGAACUGUCAAAAUCGCUUGUUGCUUCCUAUCCUAGCCUUAAAAGUAGUUAGCGAGCUAGCGUGUAGCGAGCGAUAGCGUACUUUCACUGAAUUCCGUCUCCGAAGGCGAAAAAGUUUGCUGUCGGAUAGAAUUAGCGACAAGUGUUAGUCGGAGACUGUUUUUACCGUCCUGUGCCCGAACCGUGAGUCCCGCUCCGAACGAAAUAGCGCUCUCGGGAAGCUUUUGGUGGCGGCUGAAGUGCAGCUGGAUGUGACAGGUUCGUCAUCAGAUCGCUGACAGAAAGUGCCUUGUGAGACAACAUCCCUACUUGAAGAUCCUCGAGUGUCACCGAAGAGCUCCAGAUUUUCCCCUCUGCGGUCGUGACGGGACACGGCUCAGCUGGAAGCACCCCUGACCUUUGGUUUGUCCUUACCUGCGCUCUGUGUGAGGAAACUCUGAGUUAGGAGGCGGAGCUGCUGCACUGCUGGCCAAGCUGCCAAAGCUCAGAGAGAGUACAGACUGAAGAUUCUAAACAAUAGAAGCCACAAACUUUGUGUUGUCCUAAACUGUGCCAUUGUACCUCAAAAUAGCACCACUUUUGUUCCCCAACAUCCGCCCUUGCAAAGAUAUCAUCACUCAUACGAAGGACAUUUUGGGGACAUUGGUAAAACCAGUAGAGCUUGUCUCCGAGCAUGCCCCCUCUGCCUUGUCAGAGGUCUGCACCUGAGACUUACUGAUUGAUGAACAAUUAGCUCUUUGACUGACAAACUCCAGCAUAACUCAAUAGUGCAGUCCCAUGCUCAGGUCACAGAGACUUUGCCAGACCAUUACCUCCAGUUUUCUGUCUGCAAGGACAAAUCUAAUUCACUGACCUGAAGCAGACCGUUUAUAGCUGCAUGUCCCAUCAGUUUUAGUUGUUUUUAUUUUUUUUAUUUAUUUAUUUUUUUAACUGGAACACUCUGAAAGACCUCCUCAGAGGAUAGCCUCCUCCUUAAACCAAGUGGCUCCACUCCACCCCGGCUCCGCAGCCAGUGCUGUUGACAUGGCUCUAAACAUCGCCUCGAUACGGGACACAAAAUGGCUGACCCUGGAAGUGUGCCGACAGUUUCAGAGAGGGACUUGUUCACGCAGUGAUGAAGAAUGCAAAUUUGCCCAUCCACCUAAAAGCUGCCAGGUGGAGAACGGGAGGGUGAUCGCCUGUUUUGACUCGUUAAAGGGCCGCUGCACGCGAGAGAACUGCAAAUACCUCCACCCGCCCGCUCACCUGAAGACCCAGCUGGAGAUCAACGGGCGAAACAACCUGAUCCAGCAGAAGACGGCGGCCGCCAUGUUGGCCCAGCAGAUGCAGUUCAUGAUCCCCGGCACCACCAUGCAGCCUGUGCAGACGUUUCCAGUCAGCCAGGGCCUGGGUUCCAGCCAGGGUCUGAGCUACACGCCUUACCUGACCCCGAUGUCCCACAGCAUGAGCCUGGUGCCCACAGACAUCCUGCCCAGCACCCCCGUUAUCGUCCCCGGCAGCCCGCCCGUCUCCAUGACCGCCGGCUCCUCCUCCAACCAGAAACUUCUGCGUACGGACAAACUGGAGGUUUGCCGCGAGUUCCAGCGGGGCAACUGCGCCCGCGGCGAGACGGACUGCCGCUUCGCCCACCCCAGCGACAGCCCCAUGAUCGACACCAGCGACAACACGGUCACCGUCUGCAUGGACUACAUCAAGAGCCGCUGCUCGCGCGAGAAGUGCAAGUACUUCCACCCCCCGGCCCACCUGCAGGCCAAGAUUAAGGCCGCCCAACACCAGGCCAACCAGACAGCUGUGGCCGCACAAGCCGCCGCCACAGCUGCAGCCAUGGCGUUUCCCCACGGCGUCCUCCAGCCCCUACCAAAGAGACCAGCACUUGAGAAGAGCAACGGAGCGAGCUCCCUGUUCAACCCCAGUGUUUUGCACUACCAGCAGGCGCUGGCCAACGCACAGCUCCAGCAGCCCGCUUUCUUUCCCACAGCAACAACUCCUGCCACAAGUGUCCCCUACGCAGCAACAGCACCAGCCAAUCAGAUCAUCCUGAAGUAAGCAUGGGGAAGGGAACGGAGUGUCACGAAGCUGCACUAGGAAAUCCAAAACAGCCCCUCUGUAAAUACUACCUUACCUCUCCCAUAGAGGUCCAGCAACCUGCAUGCUAAGAGUGUAACACUUCAAUUUAACCAUAAGAACUGCAGUGCCGGUGUAACACACACACAGAAAAAAUACAACAAUAUAUACUGUAUGUAUUGCUAGAAAAAAAAACUAUUAACACGAAAAAGUCAAAAAUAUUCUCAUGUAUAGUACAUACAUAGCACUAUAGAGGUCAUUUUAACAACCCAGAACACCAUGGAUCCCCUCUCUUUCUCUCUCUUGCAUAUUUAUUCUAAAAACCUCUGCACAAAGUUCAUCCCUUUGGUUCGUAAAAAAGGAAAAUCAGUUUGAUUUGCACUAUAGGAGGCAUAUAGUGCUUAAGCCGGAAGAGUCACAGGAAACCCAGGCACAACCACACCUACGCACUCAGCGCUUUUUGCGGUCUUUUGCUUUUUCUCUCUCUCUCUCUACAAAGUUGAAUGUCCUUGGGGCAGACGGGGCUCAUGUUUUCUUAAUGCGACUGUCCCUAUGAAGGGUUCCUCCAUGACCCUCAUCUGCCCCAGAUGCUGUUAAGAUGCCAUGUCGAAGCUUAUCCUCCCCUCCCUCCCUUCCCUGCCAACUUUUCAUCUCCGGAAACAUCUUGCCAAAGUCGCGGCUUGGAAGGACUCGGCCGAAUCAACCUGCCAGAAAGCAGAGCCACAUUCAAACACCCCUCCUAAUGUUUCUUUCUUUUUUCUUUUUGCAAACACAACCCACUCGCCCUUUAUUUGUUGUGCUGCUGGGUUCAGAUUGGGAAGACGGCGCCCAGUGUUGACAGAAGAUAGUCGUGGCCAUUACCGAGAAGCCUAAAGGCUCGGCUCCGUGCCAAGGGCUCAACAAAGCUUGAGGGUUUGUUCCAGACAUACCAAGCCUUGUGUGUGUGAGUGUGUGUGAGUGUGUGUGUUCGUAUCUGGAUGGUCUGCCGGCAGACUGGGACUUGAAGCGAGGUCUAAGCAGGUGAUGGCAACACCAGGAGAGUUUUUCUCGGGGGGUGCGGGGAGGGAUUUAAGUGCUAAGACUUAACAAAAAAAAAAAAAAACAACAAAAAAAACGGUGCAUUUGACGACACGCUCGUCAAGCAAAAAGAUGACUUGAACUUCGACUGGAGGGCUAUCCGUGACCGUCGGUUGUCCUGUCCAACCCUACUAUCACCGAUAAUCCUGUUCCAUUUUAGAAAAAAAACUGUAGAAGUGCCUAAAAAAUGCUCAUCAAUGACUCAUCCGAGAGUGUAUCACUUAAAAAGUCACACACAAACUAUACCUGGUCGUCAGAAGCCGCACGGACUCUUUUUGGGGACAAAAAAACAGACAUUUUGGAAGCAGUUUUCUAGCAAAUGGCUCAUUAACAUCACAAGUGACUUUAUCGAAAAGAAAUUUAAAGAAACGACAAAUCAAAAAAUAGCUUUGUAGAAUGUUUGGUGUACCAUCGUUUCUUACCAUGGUUUGAGUAGUUUACAUGAGGAACGUGAGUGAGAUAAAUAAAAAAAAACGUAUUGUAAACUGUGUAAUGUAUGUAAAAGUGUCUCUUAUUUUGAGAGUUUAUAUUCAUGGUUCUAGAAAUGUAUUCAAAGUUAUUUAAAGAUUUGUGUUGUUGUCUACUAUCGAGGUAUGUUUGAACCCCGCCCAGACCCUCCACCACCUCCACCUCCUGGAACAAUCAUUCGUUUCUCAGCCAACGUCACAAAAAUCUUUGUUUUUGUUUUUUUUAACGAAAUGCGGCGCGUUUUAACUAAAUUUUACUUCCCAUUCUCUCAAAAUUCUGAUGUAAUUUCAUGGUGCUUGAUUAACAUCGACAAUCCACAAUCAUACUUUUAUUUUUUUUUUCGGUUUCAUUCACUUCGAUUGUCUUCAUUCUGAUGUGUGUGUAAUAUCCGUGGAAGGUGGUGAAAGUUCUAUUUUGUUGUAAUUUAUCUUACGUUACUCUUGGUCAAACUUUAGUCGAAAAAAAAACACAAAAAAAUGUUGUAAACUAUUCUAUUUUGAAAUGAAUGUAAUUUAUUGAGCUGUGCUAUGUUCUGCACGGUUGGUCAUUUCAAGGUCUAACCUGUCAGGUCAGCCAAUGAGAAGCCGCACACGUCUGAGGGGCGGGGCUUCAGAACCCGCCAAUAGGAAAGCUACUGGAUCUCUCUUGCCUUCUCAUUGAUUUAAAAAAACUAAAAACAAAAAGAUCACGGGUGUUGCAGUAAUGAGCAUAGUUAUAGAGUUGCUUGUGUUGUUGGACAAAAAAAAAUGUUUAUUGUAUAGAUGACAUUUUACCAAAAAAAGCAAAGAAAAUUUCAAAAAAGAUGUACUUUUCACUCUAGUAUAAUAGUAUUUCAUAACAAUAUUAAGUUGUUGCUGUGGCAACCAAACGUUGCAAUUACUAAAGUUCGGUAUUUUUGUAAAUGACAUUAUUGUUAAGUUGAUUUUUUUUGUUUCUUUUUUGCUAGAACACUGUACACAAGGUAGAUUGUAAAGAAGAUACGAACAUUUCUUAUUCUUCACUGAGAUUAUGACAAUGACCUAAUAUUUUCAUUAGCGAAUAACAGCCUCUAUAGCGCUGUGACUGUAACACUUAUAGAUUUAAAGUCAUCAAUGUUACAUAGAUUGCAUAUAAAUAUAUAUAAAUAUAUAUAUAUAUAUAUAUAUAUAUAUAUAUAAGAACUAAAUAAUCUAUAAAUUAAUAAGUUCAAAUGUACCACUCUUCCCCCGACGAAGGACCUCUGGGUUCUACACUUUUAUUUGAGGCGUAUGUAUCACUAGAGUUUAGGAUUGCACUUUCAUAUUGUUUUAAGAUCUGUUUUGUUCAUUUCCUUCAAGGGUUUCCGAUCUCUGCACCAUCAAUCAAAAGCAGAUCCUACGUUUUGCAUGGGAAAAUGAUAUUUUCUUUUUCUUACUAAAAUGAUAAUGUACUGAAUGUUUCUAGUGAAAAAAAAAGUCUGUACACAAAAAUGUCCCCACGAUGCCCUUGUGUAUGGAAUCCUCUUGAGAUGUAAUGUUUUUUUUUCUUUCUUUUAUUUUGAAAUGUGUUGGCAAUGAUGGUAAAAAGAAAAAAAAAUGUAAGCACUUUCUGAGCAGUUGGUCAACUGAGCAGACUCAGCUUAUCCAAACACUUUGCCUUAUCUUGAGUCCAUCGUGCUUAAGGUUUUAUGUUUUUAUGAGCUCUUAUAAAUUUUAUUAAAGGGACUCCAUUGGGUCUCUCUCUCUUCUCAAAUCCCUUCAGAGUUUCAUUUCAGAUGUGUAUCUUUAUAUCGGAAAAUCAUUUUUUAAGGUUUUAACGUGUGCGUCGCAAGGCCAAAAGGAAAAAGGAGGGUGGCUGCAGCAGAGUGAGCAGUCACGUUUGGAUCUGUAAUGACAUCUUUUUUCGCCCCAUUGCCUUACAAUGGAAGCGUUUGGAGAGUGUGAUCCACAGCUUUAGCCAGCAGAGGGCGCUACACUGGAGACUAACUGGACUGUUGCAGUUUCCCAACAAGACAUGACGACAAAUUUGACAAAAAAAAGACCCACAUUGGAUUUAUAGUUUCAGUGUAAUCAUUUUUAAAUGUAUUCUUUUGCAUAUAUUUUGUGCUAUUUUAUGUUUCUAUAGUCAAAAAUGUUUCUUUGGUUCCAGCAGGAUAGUGUAAAAUCUAUUGAAAGAAAGAAAUAAAGAAAAUCAAAGGAA
Molecule: messenger RNA, 5918 nt
Organism: Acanthochromis polyacanthus (spiny chromis)
Lineage: Eukaryota; Metazoa; Chordata; Actinopteri; Pomacentridae
Gene: mbnl2
Product: muscleblind-like splicing regulator 2
Molecular function (GO): metal ion binding
Source: RefSeq, a predicted model, not a curated record